Molecule: messenger RNA, 1728 nt
Organism: Symbiodinium sp. CCMP2456
Lineage: Eukaryota; Dinophyceae; Suessiales; Symbiodiniaceae
Source: the annotation of a GenBank genome assembly
AUGUUCGCCUGGUACGGCACUGUCAAGGAUCUCAUUCAUCAAGUUCAUGACACGGAUGUCUUGGACAAGUUGUGCAUGACGCUGCAGCACCUCGGCAGUCAGCCAGCGGUGGGGGACAUGGGGCCAUCAGCGCAGGAGCAGUAUGACGCGCUGCAAACCCUGCGGUCCUACACCCUGGAACUGGCAGCAUGUCACGCGUGGAAUCACGCGAUCUACACAGUAUGUUUGCCAUAUCUGUUCUGUUGCAUUCAUCACCAAGAUCGUGACCAGCGCCGAGUUGGAAUGCAACGCAUCCAAGAGGUUUGGCAAAGCGUCUUGCGCGCCGAGGCUUGGGAAUCGGAUGAAACGCUUCCCCCAGCAAUCAAAAAGGCACUCCGUCAGUUGAUGAGCGACCUAGCUUGGAACAAAGCCCAGCUAGCCCGUGAGAUUUAUGAAAGCUGCCGGCGGGAAAACUGGGCAUUCGACUCGGAUGAGCUGCGUGAAUUCUCCUUCCUGGUGUUUGCGACUCCAGCAAACACCAAAUUUUAUUUAGAAGAUUGCUUUGCUCAUCUGGCGGACAUCACCAAGCGCUUCGCCCGCCACCACAAGCUCACAAAAUGGCUCAAGUAUUUCUACAUGAACACUGUCCCGUCUCACGACGACCUGGAGUGGGACAAGUUGGAGCCAAGCUACCGUGAUUUCCUUGGUGCGAUCAAUCGACGUGCUAAAUUGUGCCGGGCAGCUUGUGCGCAGGACAUGGCAUCCAACAGCCGGGUGUUCUCGAUGACAGAGAAGUUCACCUUGCCACAGGCCCUGAAUUUCACACCCUCGAACCUGAAGAAGACUGAAAAGAACGCCGGCCCACACAGCAACCAGGUUAUGACGGCGGCAACUGCUUUCCUCAUGAACAUCAGACAGCCCACUGAUGGAAUAGAAAAAGCAUGGGCAGGUGUGUUCCUGCAGAAAGGCUUCGUGUUUGAAAAGGUGGGCCAAGGCCUUCAUUGCCUGUCGCUGGGAUUCCGAAAAUGGGCCGCUCUCGGCGUCCCCAUGAUGAAGCUACGUGAUGGGGACAAGGAGUACUUGGCCCUGGAUCCCAGGGCAUCCGAGCCAGUUUGGAUGGUGAGCACGGAAUUCCAAGGGGAGACAGAGUGGCAGCGAAUCCCAACUCAGUUGUUGCUUCCCUGCUUUGUACCCCCGACCAUCAGCCGGCUGGGAUCUGUCUGGGAAGUCACCGGAGGUCGCCAGCCGUUGUUGAAAUCAGCGGUGCGAGAAGGCUGUCAACUCGACAAUUCCCAGCUCCAGCAACUUCAUGAGAUUCUCAAACUACCUUUGCCCGCAAAGGGCCAAGGCUCCGGAAAGACAGGCAACAUUGUGAAAGUCGACGUUGCCCGAGCACUGAUACAACACCUAUUUCCUGAAGCAGAGUGCCCCGACAUCUCCGAGAAGGAUCGGCAGCUUAUGCUAGAUUCGAUCAUGGGAGGCACAGGCUACAAGAAGCAGUCGGUACGGUGCCCGGACGACGUCCUCCAGGCAAUUCAGAAUCUGGGCGACGAUGCAGAGCAGGACUUCAAGUUUGUGCGCGAUGUCGCAUUGAACCAGAAGCACAUGGAGGCUCAGGUCAAGAAAGAUGCUGAGAAGUCCGCAAAGCGGGCUCCGGCUGAGGCCGAAGAUGCGUACACGAGGCGCACCUACACUCCGGAUGAGAUCAAGCAGUUGCUCCCACCUCGUGCGUGGUGCAACCGACAGCCG